Molecule: messenger RNA, 497 nt
Organism: Cucurbita maxima (winter squash)
Lineage: Eukaryota; Viridiplantae; Streptophyta; Magnoliopsida; Cucurbitales; Cucurbitaceae
Exons: 3
Coding region: 30-362 (110 amino acids)
Source: RefSeq, a predicted model, not a curated record
AGAAAGAAGAGAAAAGUGGAGUUUUAGAGAUGGAGAAGAGGAUAAGGAAGAAGCUGAAGAACACCAACUUUAUUCCAUGGGAGGAGAAGAAAGAACUGAUAGAUAAAGAAGAAAUUCAACUCCAUAAAGACUUGGAUCAACUUACGAAUUGGAUAAAAAUGGUGGAUUCCAUGAAUGAUGAGAAGCUCAAAGAUUAUCUUCAACAUCGACCAAAUGAAUUCAAGAUUCUCAAAAUUCCAAGGUGUAACCCUAGGCGAAAUGAACAAAGAAGUGAGGAUCCUAAGUAUUGGACUUCAUAUGGGAUAAUGGCUUCAGUUUGGAAGUUCCACAAGCAAGACAACGAGCAGCACCAACUUUCUUAGUUGCCUUAAAUUUUGUUCAAAUUCUCUGUAAAAUGUUAUGCAAAUUCCAAAUAUCAUAAAAUAAGGUACUUUAUUUACUUCUAAAGUUACUAAAAAUGUGGUUUGUUGAAGAAAUUAAUGAAAUAAGUUGUAAUU